CUCCCGCGGACCCGCCGUCAGCUCGCCCGCCGGUCUCCCGCACGCCAUGCAGCCGCCGCCGGCACCGCGCGUGUAGGCGCCCGCCGCAGGCCAUGCUGCCCCUACUCGCCGCGCUGCUGGCCGCCGCCUGCCCGCUGCCGCCCGCGCGCGGCGGGGCCGCAGACGCGCCGGGCCUCCUCGGGGCGCCCCCCAACGCCUCCGUCAACGCGUCGUCCGCGGGCGAGCCUGCCGCCCCGCGGCUGCUGGCCUCGGCGGCUCCCGGGCCCCCCGAGCGCCCGGGCCCGGAGGAGGCGGCGGCGGCGCCGUGCAACAUCAGCGUGCAGCGGCAGAUGCUGAGCUCGCUGCUCGUGCGCUGGGGCCGCCCGCGCGGGCUCCAGUGCGACCUGCUGCUCUUCUCCACCAACGCGCACGGCCGCGCCUUCUUCGCCGCCGCCUUCCACCGCGUCGGGCCGCCGCUGCUCAUCGAGCACCUGGGGCUGGCGGCCGGGGGCGCGCAGCAGGACCUGCGCCUCUGCGUGGGCUGCGGCUGGAUGCGCGGCCGCCGGCCGGGCCGCCUGCGCCCCGCCGCCCCCGCCGGGGCGCCCACCGCGCUGCCCGCCUACCCGGCCGCCGAGCCCCCCGGGCCGCUGUGGCUGCAGGGCGAGCCUCUGCAUUUCUGCUGCCUGGACUUCAGCCUGGAGGAGCUGCAGGGAGAGCCGGGCUGGAGACUGAACCGCAAGCCCAUCGAGUCCACGCUGGUGGCCUGCUUCAUGACCCUGGUCAUCGUCGUGUGGAGCGUGGCCGCCCUCAUCUGGCCGGUGCCCAUCAUCGCCGGCUUCCUGCCCAACGGCAUGGAGCAGCGCCGGACCACCACCAGCGCCGCCGCCGCCGCCCCGGCCGCAGUGCCCGCGGGGACCACCGCCGCCGCCGCCGCCGCCGCCGCCGCUGCCGCCGCCGCCGCCGCCGUCACCUCGGGGGCCGCGACCAAGUGACCCGCUCCGCUCCUCCCUGCGUCCGCCCGGUGUCCGCGCUCUCGGGGGCCUUUCCCGCCGAAGGACUCGGCCCGUGUGCUUCGUGCUGUAGUGACCGUUAGUUCUUCCGGGGAGGGGGUCGCCAGAGAGGCUCCGGGGCGUUCGAAAAGCGAGGUUUGUGCGGUGCUCCGGCUCCGAAAAGAUGCCCGGCCUUGCGCCCGCGAGGGGUGGGGUCCGCAGCUGCGGAGACGCGAGGGGGGAGCCGCGGCCCUUUCCCCUCUAUUGCAUCUCCCUGCCCUCCUCCCUCCCGCACCCACGUGCCCUAUAUUCAUGGCAGAAAAUGACCAAAAUCCUGUGUAUUUGUUUUAUAUAUUUAAUAACUGUUUUAAAUGAAAGUUUUGGGGUGGGGGAGGAAUUGCUAUUGCUGUAGUAAGAGAAGUUCUUUGUAUCCGAACAUAGUAUUUGAAGUUUGUUGGUUUUUAAAUUUAUUUAAGGGGGAGGGGGGAUGGGAAUGAUUUAACACGGAUAUAUUGUUACCGCUGAAAGUGAACUUUAUGAACCUUUUCCAAGUUGAUCUAUCCAGUGAUGUGGCCUGGUGGACAUUUCUUCUUGUACUUCUGUGGUUUUUUUUGGCUUUUAAUACAGACAUUUUCCUCCAGA
Molecule: messenger RNA, 1610 nt
Organism: Molossus molossus (Pallas's mastiff bat)
Lineage: Eukaryota; Metazoa; Chordata; Mammalia; Chiroptera; Molossidae
Gene: TMEM158
Product: transmembrane protein 158
Exons: 1
Coding region: 93-971 (292 amino acids)
Molecular function (GO): peptide binding
Source: RefSeq, a predicted model, not a curated record